CUGCUAAACUAUAUAAAUCACCUCUGUGGGAGUUUGGAAACAAGGUGCAGCGACCUGCAGGAGAAGAGCGAACUGAAGAAUCUCUGACAAACCACCUGUGGCUGCAACUAGUACCCGGAACCUCCAAAGUCUCCUCAAAAUGGCCUUCAUGCUUAAACCAUGGACAGUCCUGGUGGUGGUCGUUCUGUGUGUGCUGGUGUGUCUGGGAACGCUGGCGGACGCCUACCCUCCCAAACCCGAGAACCCCGGUGAAGACGCCCCCCCAGAGGAGCUGGCCAAGUACUACACCGCCCUGAGACACUACAUCAACCUGAUCACCAGGCAGAGGUAUGGAAAGCGUUCAGCUCAGGAGGACGUGGUUGCAGAGCUGCUGUUUGGUGGCGACAGCAACAGAGACCUGAGAUCAAGAUACGACGACUCCUACGUGUGGUGACUCCGCCGCCCUCCUCCAUCCUCAUCGGGCAUUCCCUCCGGCUGCGUCCCAGAAUGCACCUGGAGGGGCCGACAUGUGCCUCUCACCUCUGGCUCCUGAACUCGCCAUCAUCUCCGUCCAGAAACACGAGCUCCCCGUCCGCCUCACAUCUCCGUCAUAACAACACAAACUGUACAUAAUUUAUUAUGAAAGUAAAAUAUAUCUGAGAUCAGAGCUACUAAUCAGACGUUGGACCUGUGUCGGCGUGUGUGUGUGUGUGCGUGUGUGUGUGAGCAUUAAUAUCCUUCUACCGUCCGUCAGCUGUUUAGAACAGGAAGUUGUCGUUUCGCUGUUGCUGCUGUAAAAGGUAACAUCAGAAUACAUGAAUAAAAACGUUUUCUGUGAGAUAAAAAUA
This is a messenger RNA of Acanthochromis polyacanthus (spiny chromis), 827 nucleotides long. RefSeq names its product peptide YYa (gene pyya). The transcript has 4 exons. Gene Ontology annotation, biological process: neuropeptide signaling pathway; feeding behavior. Gene Ontology annotation, cellular component: extracellular region. The record is from RefSeq and is a predicted model, not a curated record. Gene Ontology annotation, molecular function: neuropeptide Y receptor binding; neuropeptide hormone activity. Bases 140 to 433 code for a protein of 97 amino acids. NCBI's taxonomy places the organism in Eukaryota, Metazoa, Chordata, Actinopteri, Pomacentridae.